Molecule: messenger RNA, 6653 nt
Organism: Syngnathus typhle (broad-nosed pipefish)
Lineage: Eukaryota; Metazoa; Chordata; Actinopteri; Syngnathiformes; Syngnathidae
Gene: unc5b
Product: unc-5 netrin receptor B
Exons: 17
Coding region: 498-3341 (947 amino acids)
Biological process (GO): anterior/posterior axon guidance; netrin-activated signaling pathway
Cellular component (GO): membrane
Molecular function (GO): netrin receptor activity; protein binding
Source: RefSeq, a predicted model, not a curated record
ACAAGUCUAGAGAGCCUCCAGCAGACUCGGACGUCCAGUCUGCGUUGAGCAGGGCUUUCUGACAGCACCUUGCCGGACCGCGUAAUCUUGCAUUUCUUUUCCUUUUUUUUUUUUUUUAUGUUAAAACGAUUUUUUGUUUUGUUUUGUCUUGGACACUGGCUGCAUCCAUUUCUUGCUCAGUCGCGUCCAAACUUUUGAGCGACUUUCUUCAAGGGGUCUUUUAGUGGCUGUCAAAUCACAGCUGAAGAUGAAAGCUGCUGGGAAUGUUGGCAUCUUGCAUUGAUAUCCCCAUUUUUUGUCCCAAGUUUGAUACUGGAGGAAAAGUACGCUGUUGCGGGUUUAUUAUAACAGUAAGCGGAUUCGUUUAUUGUCGCUUCAUGGUGGAAUUGGACUGUGUUUGAUAUUUUUCAACAUCACUUUUCUGGACAAGAGACACUUGGUGUGGUGAAACCACCCGUGAGCGCACCCACGGACGCUUCGCAGCAGUGUAGCUGGAAAUGAUGCUCUCUUUUUGGGUAGAGCGUGGACAAGCUUACGGUCCGAUUGUGCUUUUGCUCCUGGUCGGGGGAUAUGUCGUGUGUGAUACUGAAAGCAGCGACUACAGUGAUGGCGAGGUUCUUCCAGACUCGUAUCCAUCAGCGCCAGCAGAACCUCUCCCAGAAUUCCUGCUUGAACCAGAAGAUGCUUUUAUCGUAAAGAACCGGCCCGUUCAGCUUCGGUGCAGGGCGUCACCAGCCACACAGAUCUACUUCAAGUGCAACGGGGAGUGGGUCAAUCAGAAUGACCAUGUCACAAGAGAGAGCUUGGACCAGGUUACAGGCCUUGUGGUGAGGGAGGUGGACAUCUCAGUUUCCAGGACCCAAGUUGAGGAGCUGUUCGGGUUGGAGGACUACUGGUGUCAGUGUGUAGCCUGGAGCUCAGCCGGGACCACCAAGAGCAACCGCGCUUACGUCCGAAUUGCAUACUUGAGGAAAAACUUUGAGCAGGAGCCACUGGGGCGGGAAGUGCGACUAGAGCAGGAAGUCUUGUUGCAAUGUCGCCCCCCAGAAGGCAUGCCCACCGCUGAGGUGGACUGGCUGAAAAACGAAGAUGUCAUUGACCCUUCGCAAGAUUCCAACUUUCUGAUUACCAUCGAUCACAAUUUAAUAAUCAAACAGGCCCGACUCUCAGACACGGCCAACUAUACUUGCUUGGCUCGGAAUGUGGUGGCCAAAAGACGCAGCAGCACCGCAAGUGUCAUUGUUUACGUGAGCGGCGGCUGGUCCUCGUGGACAGAAUGGUCUGAGUGUAACACAAAGUGUGGGCGGGGCUGGCAGCGUCGAACACGUAGUUGCACCAACCCUGCCCCUCUUAAUGGAGGAGCCUUCUGUGAAGGCCCACCUUUCCAGAGAGUGACCUGCACCACACUGUGUCCAGUGGAUGGAGGCUGGACAGAAUGGGCAAAGUGGUCUGCCUGUGGAACAGAGUGCACCCACUGGAGAAGCCGGGAAUGCCAAGCCCCCCCACCCAGAAAUGGAGGCAAGCACUGCAGCGGGAGCAUGAUGGAGAGCAAAAACUGUACUGAGGGGCUCUGUGCGCGCAAUAAAAAGGUUUCUAUUGAACAUGCAAGCCAUCCGCUGGCGCCAGAGAUGGGUGUAGCAGUCUACGCUGGUCUGGUUGGGGCUCUGCUGCUAUGCGUGAUCCUGGUGCUGUGCGUAGGCGUGCUGGCAUACCGCCGCAGAUGCAGCCACCUCCACGGAGACAUCACAGACUCUUCUUCUGCCCUUGCCGCUGCCUUUCACCCAGGCAACUACAAGCCUCCCAGACAAGAUAACCUCCGCACCCUGCAUCCGUCUGCUCCUCCCGACCUGACGGCCACAGCGGGAGCAUUCCGCAGCCCGCUCUACUCCUUGCAGCAAAGUGUUAACGAAACCCAUCACAAAAUCCCCAUGACCACAUCCCCCCUGUUGGACCCCCUGCCCAGCCUCAAAAUCAAGGUGUACAACUCCUCCACGCUUUCCUCGCUGGAGGUCCCGGCUGAUAUGUGCUCAGCAGACGGCGAGAUCCUCAGCCUAAAGUCAGUGGGCACUGGUGGGAGGGAGCGACAGUUCCACAGCCACACGCUGUCCAGAGAGCCUGGGCUUAGCACCAGCGCCACCCUGGGGCACCUUGGGGGGCGCCUCACCAUUCCUAACACAGGUGUGAGUCUGCUGGUCCCGCCUGGCACCAUCCCCCAGGGGAAGUUCUAUGAGAUGUACCUCAUUAUCAGCAAAUGGGAGAAAACGACGUUGCCAUCUGAGGGCGGUCAGACAGUGCUAAGCCCCGCAGUGAGCUGCGGUCCAUCUGCUUUGCUGCUCAAUCGCCCUGUUGUCCUCACCUUGCCGCAUUGUGCCCAGCUAGACACGCCAACACCUGACUGGACACUCACACUGAAGACACAGACCCAUCAGGGAGCAUGGGAGGAGGUGCUGACAGUGGGAGAGGAAAGCUUGUCCUCGCCGUGCUAUCUGCAAUUGGAGGAGGAGUGCUGUCAUGUUCUCAUGGAGCAGCUGGGCACGUAUGGCCUGGUGGGUCAGUCGUGCCCCCCUCAACCGGCCUGCAAGCGCCUUCAGUUGGCUUUGUUCGCACCCCGAGCGCCCUGCCUCUCCCUGGACUACAGCCUUCGUGUUUACUGCAUCCAUGACACCCCUCAUGCUCUCAAGGAGGUGCUGGAUCUGGAACGGAGUCUCGGUGGGGUGAUACUAGAAGAUCCUAAACCGCUGCUGUUUAAAGACAGCUACCACAACCUGCGUCUGUCCAUCCAUGACAUCCCUCACACUCACUGGAGAAGCAAACUACUAGCCAAGUACCAGGAGAUCCCAUUCUAUCACAUUUGGAGUGGCAGUCAGAGACCUCUGCAUUGCACCUUCAGCCUGGAGAGAAGCAGCUUGGCUGUGUCUCUGCUUUCUUGUAAAAUCUGUGUGCGACAAGUGGAAGGCGAAGGACAAAUCUUUCAGCUGCACACUGACAUCCAGGAGACUCUCCCGCCUCACUCGCCGCUGCCCUCAACAGGCUCCUGCCUGCCCUCUUCUCAAGUAGGACCAUAUGCCUUCCGUCUGCCUUGCUCCAUCCGCCAGAAGAUCUGCGCCAGUUUGGACGCGCCGAGCGCCCGAGGGUGUGACUGGAGACUACUGGCAUGCAGUUUAGGUUUUGACAGGUACUUGAACUACUUUGCAACAAAGCCCAGCCCUACAGGGGUUCUCCUGGACUUAUGGGAAGCUUGUCACCAAGGCGACGCAGACCUGGUCUCUCUGGCGACGGCACUCGAAGAGAUGGGCAAGAGUGAGGUGCUCGUCGUCAUGACGACAGAUGGGGAUUGUUGAUGGCUGGAGGAACAAGAACAUAAAUGCGACUAAUCAUAAACAUGCCGAUGAACAUGUCCACCGUGACACCGAUGGCAAAGAGUUUCCGUUCCUUUUCCACACACUCUAUUACCUCUUCGAUACGUCUUCAUCAACUCAUUUCCAUCACCGCUCGGCCUGAAUCCUCCAAAGCGAUGUCGACGUUUGAAACUAGUUUAAAAGUCUGAAAAUGACCACGUUUGUUUACUAUAUAAAUGGAGCUGCUUUCAGGGUAGAAAACAAAACAAUCUGUUCAUCCCCCUGAAGUAUGACAAAAGCAGAUGUGGGAUUUCGUGUGUUUGCGUAGCAGCAUGGAAGUGCAUGAUUGAACACCAUCACACCUCGGGCCAGUCUCCUGAUUGUUUUGUCACCAAUGCAAAUCUCCAUCGGCGUGCGCGAGACCACCUCGGGCUGCCGACGCGCUCUCCCAGCAUAGUGGAGCAGCCAUUAAACGAUACUCGUUCAAGACCGGCUCGCAUCUCCGGCUUAUUGGUUGCGGACUAAUCAAACGAGCUUGAAAGGAAGCCUUUCGGGUUUUCGGCGUUUGGCUUUGGGCUCUUCUUAUCUCGAGUACAACAAGUGACUGUUUCUAUUGUACUAACAAAAUGCCUCAAAGCCUUGGCGGCCACUCUAUAUCAUUGCAACUGGCAGGGGGUGCUUGUGUGUAAUCUCUCCUCCCACUUUGCCGCACUCCCAUCCGCUGAGAAUAAAUUGCAAGAGUUUUCCGGUCAUCCUUUAAAAGUUUCCUUUGGGGAACGCUCUUAGAGUUAUCAUCCAUAUUUGGGAUUGUUUAUCAUUGCCGUUCUCUUUUUCUUUUUGUUUCGCUGUGUACUAAUUCUACUACAGUAUAGCAGGCCAUGUAGUAGAUUUAAGCACACAGCGGGCCACUAAGUCAUUGAGAGCAACACCAUUUUGUACUUUUAAUGUGUUUUCAUUCCAGCGUGAGACAGAGGAGCCUUCAAAGUCGAACACAAUCUGUUGCAAGAUGCAGAUUAAUCGCCGAUUCGAUUUCAAAACUGGUUUUCCCAAUUGAAAUGAGCUCAAUAAAACUUUACAUUCUUAACUGUUAUAAGUUUAGUGUUCUACGGAUACUCCGAUUUUUGGGCUGUUCUCUGUUUUGGUGCCUCAGGCCAAAGCUCUGUCUAAAAUAAAAGUGGUGCUUUGCCACCAACUUGUAGAUUCUAUAGGCAAUUAUCAACGUUUCGAAAGUGUGAUAAUUGCUUAUAGCUUUUCCUUAUUCACAGCAAGGUGAGGUAACGCUGCAUAAAAACGGAACCGAAUCAAAGUCAAAUAAAGUCUCAGAGAGGGAAGGUGUUCACAGAACAAUACUGUUACUGUGUUUUGUUUAAUUAGUAUUCAUAUGCAUAGUUCAAGAAAAUGUAUAUUAAUAACCGUAAUCAAAGGAAAACAUUGUGCAGGUAGCAUCAGAAAAACAAGUGGGGUUUAUGUAUUUAAAGAUAAAUAUACAUACUAAUAAAAAAAUGAAACAUUGUGCCGUUUGAGUUUGCAGCAAAAGUAGAAAUAUUGGGGAAAAAAAGAAUAAAAGGUACAGCAUGUUUUCCGGAGAGCGGUAACGUCCCAGACAUGCUUCAAAGACGUUUGAACUUAUAAUAAACACACAAACUAUUCCUUAGUGCCUGUUCUCCCUCUCGGCCUGUCAAAAAAAUCGGAGUCGAUAUUAAUUUCAUUUAGAGGAAAACAAAAUAAUAUGAUUCUCUCGCUUACGAUUUUUCAAACUUGGCAAGUGUUCUUGCUUCAAGUAUUUUACUGUUACUGUCCUUUUGCGUUUUAAGAGAGUAAAACUGAUGCAUAAAACAAAAAUGAUAUAUUCAAUCCAAUGAAAGCAACCAAUUAAAUCAUAUUAAAAAAACAUGUUACUUUAACGCACACGAGCAGGGGAUACAACAAUACUCAGCCAUGUAUAUUGUUUCCUCUGCUCUGUGGUUGCAAUGAAUUUUAAUGGAACUUCACAUAAUUGGGGACCUUCACUGCCUUUUUCUUAAUUUUGGAGCAGUAACAUAACGAAUGUGCCGUUUGUUGGCAAAUUUCUCCGGUCACUUUAAUGCUAUUCAUUAGCCAUUAUGCCUUUGUCUACAUACUAUUUAUGUUGGCAUCUGCUUGGUAAAUAAGUAAGACAGUCUUUACAUGCUCACGGAGCUGUUUAUUUUUUUUAUUUAUUUUUUGUACUCUGUUUUACCCAAGAGUAUGUAGGUAUCACUUGAAUCACUUUUAAGGCGUUCCACUUUGGAGGUUCCACUGUACGUCAGAAGAAAUGCUUGACUGUGUCAUUGGAGUUCAUAGAUACAUUGGUCAUAAUUGAUUAGUUAGGCCUUGAAUAAAAAAGGCAGACAACAGACUUUUACCUCAACACUUGAUCUACGUCUAAGUCUUUUCAAUGCACCCCCUUCCCUCUUGUGUUUCCUAAAAUGCCUGUUUUGUGGCCAGGACCUUCAUGCUAUUUUCAUCAUCUGUGUUUAGCUAUCGUCACAAGAGAAUGUCUGUUACAUAUGGAAUUGUAACAAUGUUCGCAAAAAAGUGUUUUUAUCUUUGAAAUGUCAAAACCAAAACACCAAAAGUAUCCCUCCUUCUGCAGUGACUCAUGUCACUGCUUGAAUGAAUUAGUGUGUGUGUGCGUGCGUGUGUGUGCUGUUUUAUCUGCGGCCAACCCUUCACACCCCACCUUUAUCAACUAUACGCGUAUUCGUGUGGACAUUUCAGAUGAUCUACCCAAUGCUACGUGUGUGUGUGUGUGUGCGUGUGUGCAGGGGUUAAGUGGGGUGCACAUUUCUAAGUGCUAUGCAAGCGCAAAAGGAAAAAAAAGCACCUUGACUUCUUUUGCCUCCUGGAAGAAUUCUAUUUUUUCAAACAAGAGCAUAACACAAACAGGGUUUUUGAUUUUGUAUCAAACUACAAGUGGUGCAGAAAUGCUUUUUUUUUUCUGAGGUGCAACGUUCGGAAUUGGAUCAAGGUCGUGGACGCUGUCAGUGGCUUUCUUGUUGCAGAGACUGGAUCAUGUAGACCAGUAUUUAUUCUCUCAGAUCUUUUUGGAUUGUUCAGUGUAGCUCUGAUACAUGUUGCUGCAAACAGACUAAACUUCUCUUUGUUCCUGUUCAAAAAGACUUUCUUUCUUUAAAAAAAAAAGAAAAAGACAUUUUUACAAAAAUAUGUUAAAAAAUGUAUUUCAGUGACAUUUUAUUUCUGUAAAAGUUCCAAUUGUAAAUAAACAUCUAGCCUUCUUACCUGUAACUAAAUAUAAUUUUUAUGCAAUAAAUUAUAUUUCUUAGUUUAAAAGUA